AUGAGGACCACAUUUAUCGCACUAGUCGCCCUUCUGGGUCUGUGCUCGGCAGCCGUCCUUCAGCACAAGUUGAUCUUCCGUGAAUCUCAAAAGAUUCAGAUGAUGAGACGUGGAGAAUGGGGAGCCUACGUUCAACAUAAGGAAGCUCUUCGUGAUGCCAAUCCAGCUGUCUACGCUAAUGUCCCACAAAACGUCAAUGACUACGGAGAUUUCGAAUACCUUGGUAACAUCACCAUCGGAACUCCACCACAACCAUUCCUUGUUGUUUUGGACACCGGAUCUGCCAAUCUUUGGGUUCCAGGACCAAAUUGCGAUGGAUCAUGUGUUGGAAAGAGAAUAUUCGACUCCCAGAAAUCCACCACCUUCCAAAUUGACGGAAAGCCAUGGUCUAUCCAAUACGGAUCUGGAAACGCCAAAGGGUAUUUGGGACAAGAUACUGUUGCCUUUGGAGCUGCCACUGAAAAACAACUUCCAGUUCCAAAAACCACUUUUGGAAUUGCCACACACAUCUCAGCUGACUUCAAAUCUGAUGCUGCCGAAGGAAUUCUUGGACUUGCGUUCACUUCCCUUGCUGUCGAUCAUGUUGUCCCACCACUCAUCAACGCCAUCAAUCAAGGAAUUCUCGAUCAGCCAAUCUUCACCGUCUGGCUUGAGCACAAGGGAUCCGCCAACAAUGUCGGAGGAGGAGUCUUCACUUAUGGAGCCCUUGACACCACCAACUGCGGAGAUAUCAUUGCUUAUCAACCACUUUCCUCUGCCACCUACUAUCAAUUCGUUGCUAGUGGAUUCAAGCUCGGUUCCUACUCAAUCACCAAGAACUACCAAGUGAUCUCUGACACUGGAACUUCCUUCAUCGGAGGACCAAAGGCUGUGAUUGCUGGUCUUGCUGAUGCCCUUGGAGCUACUUACCACAGUGAUGAUCAAUCGUACUAUCUUCCAUGUGCCACCGCUAAAGGAACUCUUGAUGUCACCAUCGGAAGCAAUGUAUAUUCCAUUAAACCAGUAAACUACAUCGUCGACGUUGGAAUGGGAGACACCUGCAUCUUCGCUGCCUUUGCCUUCAAUAACUUUGGAUUCGGACCAUCAUGGAUUCUCGGAGAUCCAUUCAUCCGCCAAUACUGUAACGUCCACGACAUUGGACAACAACGUAUGGGAUUCGCUCCAUCUCUUCAAGCUUCCACUUAA
Caenorhabditis remanei is the source of this 1185-nucleotide messenger RNA. RefSeq lists its product as uncharacterized. Gene Ontology annotation, molecular function: aspartic-type endopeptidase activity. Gene Ontology annotation, biological process: proteolysis; cell death. The transcript has 4 exons. The coding region runs from base 1 to 1185 and encodes 394 amino acids. The record is from RefSeq and is a predicted model, not a curated record. NCBI's taxonomy places the organism in Eukaryota, Metazoa, Nematoda, Chromadorea, Rhabditida, Rhabditidae. Gene Ontology annotation, cellular component: lysosome.